AUGGUGUUUACUUUGGCCACCGCUCGGUCCGGCGUCUUGCGCCAGAGGAUCUCUCUGAAUACUGUGCGUCGAUAUUCCUCCCAGACCGUCCCUCCCACCUCUCCAUUUGCGCCUCGUCAUUUCCUCUCCAUUGCCGAUCUCUCCCCUGCGGAAUUUGCUGCGCUCGUUCGCAAUGCCUCUUCGCAUAAACGGUCGAUCAAGUCGGGAUCAAUUCCUCAGAGCCUCCUGGGGUCCUUGACCGGGAAAACCGUGGCUAUGAUCUUCAGCAAGCGAAGCACCCGGACCAGGGUAUCGACCGAAGGCGCCGUGGUACAAAUGGGGGGUCAUCCGAUGUUUCUGGGCAAGGAUGAUAUUCAAUUGGGCGUCAAUGAAUCCUUGUACGACUCGUCGGUGGUCAUCUCAUCCAUGGUAUCUUGCAUGGUCGCUCGAGUUGCCAAGCACGCGGACGUCGCAGAUCUCGCCAAACAUUCGACCGUGCCAGUGAUCAAUGCCCUCUGCGACUCCUUCCAUCCGCUCCAGGCUAUUGCGGAUUUCCAGACCAUGUACGAGACUUUCACACCCAAGUCCCACCACAUGUCCAGUCUGGGUCUGGAGGGACUGAAGAUAGCCUGGGUGGGCGAUGCCAACAAUGUUCUGUUCGACAUGGCUAUCGCGGCCACCAAGAUGGGUAUUGAUCUGGCGGUGGCUACUCCCAAGGGGUAUGAGAUCCCCGCGUCAAUGCUGGAGAUCAUUGCGGAUGCGGGCAAGACGGCCCCCAAGCCGGGAAAGCUAACCCAAACGAAUACCCCUGAGGAAGCCGUCAAAGGAGCCGAUGUCUUGGUGACCGACACCUGGAUCUCGAUGGGACAGGAAGUGGAGAAGAUCCAACGGUUGAGGGACUUCGAGGGCUUCCAGAUAACCCCUGAGUUAGCCAAACGGGGUGGGGCCAACGAGGGAUGGAAGUUCAUGCAUUGCCUGCCUCGACACCCGGAGGAAGUCAGUGACGAGGUAUUCUAUGGCCACCGAUCAUUGGUAUUCCCUGAGGCAGAGAAUCGGCUGUGGGCUGCGAUCUCCGCGCUGGAGGGAUUUGUGGUCAACAAAGGAAAGAUCGAGUAG
This is a messenger RNA of Aspergillus tanneri, 1095 nucleotides long. It is a transcript of the gene argB, whose product is annotated as ornithine carbamoyltransferase. Gene Ontology annotation, molecular function: amino acid binding; ornithine carbamoyltransferase activity. Gene Ontology annotation, cellular component: mitochondrion. The transcript has a single exon. NCBI's taxonomy places the organism in Eukaryota, Fungi, Ascomycota, Eurotiomycetes, Eurotiales, Aspergillaceae. Gene Ontology annotation, biological process: L-citrulline biosynthetic process. The record is from RefSeq and is a predicted model, not a curated record. The coding region runs from base 1 to 1095 and encodes 364 amino acids.